AACGCUUGCAUAUAGAAAUCUGAAUGGAGGUUUUGAGCGGGACAGUCUGAGCUCAGUCUGCCUCUGAACGUUGAGCGUGGAGCAAUUAAAUUUUGGUUUCCAAACUAAAGUCUCCCAGGUUCAUCGACAUGCUGGUCUGCAUCAUUUUAUUGGUUUGGCUGCUGCUGGUGUGGAUGUACUUCCUUUGGAGCCGCCGGAGGUAUUAUAAGGCGGCUUGGCAGCUAAGAGGACCCAUCGGGUGGCCUUUCAUCGGCAUGGGAUUACAGAUGAUGACCCCGGAGACAUUUUUGCAAUACAUGGAUGGCUUGUCACGGAAGUUCAAGGCCCCUUUUAUUUCCUGGAUGGGCACCAAUUGCAUUCUCUACGUUAACGAUCCGAGUACAGUGGAGCAGAUCUUUAAUUCCACGCACUGCACCAAUAAGGGCGACAUCUACCGAUUUAUGAGUUCGGCUAUAGGUGACGGACUCUUUACAUCCAGUUCUCCUCGAUGGCAUAAGCAUCGUCGCCUCAUAAAUCCUGCCUUUGGUCGUCAGAUUCUAAGCAACUUUCUGCCCAUUUUCAAUGCCGAAGCUGAGGUUUUUCUGCAAAAGCUAGACUUGGAGGGAGUCCAACAUGGGAAGCAGCUGGAGAUAUAUCAGAUUCUCAAAAAAAUUGUCCUAGAAGCAGCAUGCCAGACAACGAUGGGUAAAAAAAUGAAUUUUCAACAUGAUCGCUCAACUGCCAUAUUUGAGGCUUACAGUGGCUUAACGGAAGUUUGUGUAAAAAGGAUGCUGUCUCCCUGGCUAUACCCGGAAUUUAUUUACCGACGCUCUAGACUUUUUAGCCAGCAGCAGAAAGUGGUUGGUGAGCUUUUUGGUUUCAUAGAACAGCUUCUUGAGCCUAUUGUGUCGGUGGUAUCUUCCCAUGCCAGUGCUACCGACCAGAACUUAAACGAUUCAAGGAGCAAGUCCAAGUCCAUAUUUAUUGAGCAGGUGCGGGAGCAUGUGGAGCGCGGUCAAUUAAGUUGGCAGGAUGUAAGGGAUGAAGCUAAUGUAACAAUUGCAGCGACCUUCGAGACUACGUCGACAGCACUCUAUUUCGCGAUUCUUUGCCUGGCCAUGCAUCCUUGCUACCAGGAGAAGCUAUAUGAGGAGCUCGUCAGGGAGCUACCUUCUAUUGAAAGUGUUUCCCCCGAUCAGCUCCAACGACUUGAAUACACUGAGAUGGUCAUCAACGAGGCUAUGCGGUUGUUUUCUCCGGUUCCCAUGGUUCUGCGUUCGGCGGAUCAGGACAUUGAAAUCCUUCGUGAUGACGGAGAAUUUUUGAUACCUCAAGGUACUCAGAUUGGCAUUGAUAUCUACAAUAUGCAAAGGGAUGAAAGGGUAUGGGGUCCCCUCGCAAAAACCUACAAUCCGGAGGCGCAUUUCGGUCCAGACUGCCCGCCGCAACAUGCCUUUGCCUUUGUGCCAUUCACAAAAGGACUUCGCAUGUGCAUCGGCUACCGGUAUGCCCAAAUGCUAAUGAAACUGCUGCUGGCCAGGAUUUUCCGGAGCUAUCGUGUCAGCACUGAGGCUCGACUUGAGGAUCUCCUAGUCAAGGGAAAUAUUUCCCUCAAGCUGAAAAAUUAUCCCCUCUGCCGGGUGGAACGAAGAUAAUGAAAUGAGGACUGCCCCUAUCCUAAGCCAGGAUCACCCGACAAUCUAGUUUCUGUAAUUUUUCAAUUAAAACUGACAUUUUUGUUGCUUCUUCUCAGCGUUCAAAAUUGAAUUUGUUUCACUUUUGCUUUGGACCUGUUAACUAUAUUCUUCCUCCGCAAAUUUUCAGCCUGCAAAUGGCUAUAAUGGAUUUCAAUUUGCACUUGUUCCUGCCGCCCGCAAGCUCCCAGCAUACGUUGCGUAUACGUAACCUAAUUGAUUUAAUUGCUUGGAACGCCGGUAGAACACUAUCUGGCAUCUAAGGGCUGGUCAAAGUUUUUGCCAGGAAAGUGGCAUGGCAUUUUCUGGAGUUUGUCGAGCUGAUUGCAUGGGGGCCUUGGGGUGGGCUUCUGGGCAAUAGCUAACAACUCUGGACUUUCAACACAUUUCAAUAUCCUAUGUAGUUGUUGCAAAAAACUAGUUGAUUUUUUUUUAGAUGUAAGAUACGCAGACCUAAAUUAAUACAAUAUUUAAUUACAUUUUGAAAAGGUGUCUUCAACAUAAAAAAUUUUGUUAACAUAAAAAACAAAUUUGUUACAAAUUCAGACUAUAGUUAUAUAAACUUACCUUCGAUUAAGUUAUAUAAGGUAAUUAAAUCAAAAAAAAUAAUAUUGUGAAAUGUUUUGUGAUCGCGAGUCGCGACUUUAUAAUAAUCUGUUAUCUCUCUUAUUCAAGACAUUAUUUUGCGGCUAUAGUCGUCAACCUUCGAUAGCUCAGUUGGUAGAGCGGUGGACUGUAGUUGGAAAACAUGCAAUAGAAAUCCAUAGGUCGCUGGUUCAAAU
Drosophila ananassae is the source of this 2455-nucleotide messenger RNA. It is a transcript of the gene Cyp313b1, whose product is annotated as probable cytochrome P450 313b1. The record is from RefSeq and is a predicted model, not a curated record. Bases 129 to 1634 code for a protein of 501 amino acids. The transcript has 6 exons. NCBI's taxonomy places the organism in Eukaryota, Metazoa, Arthropoda, Insecta, Diptera, Drosophilidae. Gene Ontology annotation, molecular function: iron ion binding; monooxygenase activity; oxidoreductase activity, acting on paired donors, with incorporation or reduction of molecular oxygen.